Knipowitschia caucasica is the source of this 1641-nucleotide messenger RNA. The record is from the annotation of a GenBank genome assembly. NCBI's taxonomy places the organism in Eukaryota, Metazoa, Chordata, Actinopteri, Gobiiformes, Gobiidae.
AUGUGGGAGAAGGAAAGAAAAGCCCUGUUAGACUUCUGGAUGAAGAAGUUUGAGCAAGAAAAAGAGGCCAAGGAGCAUUUAUUGAAACUCCUCCACAAAGAACCGACUGUUUCCAUCAAUGUGGAUGAACUGACCAAUGUCCUUGGGGCAGAGCCGAGGGUCAGACGGAUCCAAGGUGCAGACAACCACAAAGGUCAGCGCUAUCAGAUUGAGCUGGGGACUUCUGAGGACUUGGACCAUGAAGCCGAGUUCUACAAAGCCAUCAUCACAGUCACAGUAGGACAUGAUCUGGAAGAACUGGAGGUUAAACCUGCUGUGAGUGUUGUAGAUGAAGAAACAGCUCCUUCAGGGACACAGGCUGAGGCUGAGACUGCUGUGGACCACAGUCUGGAGUCUGACGCUAACCUCACAGACACAGCCGUGGAGAACCUCAGCACGGAGAGAGAAAUCCUCAAUGAGACUGUUUCUGCUGUAGAAGCCUCUCUGUCAGUGCUAAAUGCUGCACUGGAUACAGUCUCAGGAGCACCAGCUUUAAAGGCCGACUUUCCUCAGGUCAUAAAAAACAAAAAGAAGAGGAAAAAUAAGAAGGCCGCAAAGCUAAUCAUUAGAAGUACACAGCAGGUCCAGGAGCCAACUGAGACCCAGACCGCCGAGGCUUCUGAGGACUUGGACCAUGAAGCCGAGUUCUACAAAGCAAUCAACACAGUCACAGUAGGACAUGAUCUGGAAGAACUUGAGGUUAAACCUGCUGUGAGUGUUGUAGAUGAAGAAACUGCUCCUUCAGGGACACAGGCUGAGGCUGAGACUGCUGUGGACCACAGUCUGGAGUCUGACGCUUACCUCACAGACACAGCCGUGGAGAACCUCAGCACAGAGAGAGAAAUCCUCAAUGAGACUGUCUCUGCUGUAGAAGCCCCUCUGUCAGUGCCCAAUGCUGCACUGGAUACAGUCUCAGGAGCACCAGCUCAGGUCAUAAAAAACAAAAAGAAGAGAAAAAAUGAGAAGGCCGCAAAGCUAACCAUUAGGAAUACACUGCAGGUCCAGGAGCCAACUGAGACCCAGACCGCCAAGGUACUCCCUGAUGCAGUGGUGAAACCACAAGACACACAGACCCCACAUAUGAAGCCCGUUGAGUCUUCAGCAGAGACUAGAGUUCAAGACGAGGAUACAAUUGUGAAGGAAGUGUCUCCCCUGAAGAUGGAAGAGUGUCCCUGCUCAGACGUGAUGGACAUGAUGGCCGUCACCACACAUGGCCUCAGUGUCAGAAAGACAAAGUUACUGAAGAAGAAGAAUCUCAACCUACAAUGUGCAGAAUCUUCAACAACAGAAAACAAACUGAAUGUUGCAAAAGAGGCCCAACAGGCUGCAGCAAAGGCCCCACAGCCCCCAGCAGACGUCCAGCCGGCAACAGCAGAGGCCCAUAUGUGUGGAGGAAAACAGCAUACGGCGCUGGCUAAAGUUUGGAAGAAGAGGAGCAAUGGUGAGAUGGGGAGAGGGGAGGUGAGAGGUGUGGGACGGCUCUGUCUUUACCCCACGCGGUUUGAAUCACGGCAGGGAUCGGCGCUAAUGAAGCUAAUAAUGGAUCUGUGUGAGUGUAAUGGGAAAGCUCCCCUGUCCAAAUCUUGUCUCGUAGAGGUGUAA